Molecule: messenger RNA, 1305 nt
Organism: Ichthyophthirius multifiliis
Lineage: Eukaryota; Ciliophora; Oligohymenophorea; Hymenostomatida
Product: protein kinase domain protein
Exons: 6
Biological process (GO): protein phosphorylation
Molecular function (GO): protein binding; ATP binding; protein serine/threonine kinase activity
Source: RefSeq, a predicted model, not a curated record
AUGGAAAUACGAAAUUUUGGAAAUGCUGAUGUUUUAUAAAUCUUAAUAACUGCAGGAGCUGAUAUAAAUAGUUUUGAUAAAGAAUUUAAUACUGGUUUACAUUAUGCUUGUUUAAAUGGCAAUAAAAAAAUAAUUGAGGUUUUGUUAAAAAAGCCUAGUAUUUAAUAUAAUUCAAAGAAUAAAAAUAAACAAGAAGCAAUUGAUUUGUGUAAAGAUAAGGAUACUUUAAAUGUUUUUUAAACUUAUCUUUAAUUAUAAUAAGGUUUAGAGUAAAAAGAUACUAAAGUCAAAAUUUAUAAUACUUUUUAAAAAGAUGAAAAUUGUUCUUCCAGUGGAGAAGAUGAAAAAAUCGGACCAAACAAUUUCAUAGUUCAUGGGCUUAUAGGUAAAGGAUCCUUUGGGGAAGUUUAUUUAGUGGAAAAAAAGGAAAAUUAAUAACUAUAUGCCAUGAAAGUAUUACAUAAAUGUAAAGUUUUGAGAUAGAAUUUGACUAAAUAUGCUAUGACAGAACGAAAUGUACUUUCUGUGACUAAGCAUCCAUUUAUAGUGAGAUUAAAUUAUGCUUUUUAGACUUAAGAUAAGCUUUUUUUAAUAUUGAAGUAUUGUCCAGGUGGAGAUUUAGGUGAGCAUUUAUAAAAGGAAAAGAAAUUUUAAGAAGAAAGAGUAAGAUUUUAUUUGUGUGAAAUAAUCUUAGCAUUAGAACAUUUACAUAAAAAAGACGUAAUUUUUAGAGACCUUAAACCAGAUAACAUUGUAAUUGACCAUGAAGGACAUGCUAUGCUAACCGAUUUUGGAUUAUCUAAAGAAGGAGUUUUAGACAAUAAUUCUGGGGCUAGAUCUUUUUGUGGAAGUAUAGCUUAUUUAGCGCCUGAAAUGCUUAAGAGAUGUGGGUAUGGUAAAGCUGUUGAUUGGUAUUUAUUAGGUGUUGUUAUGUAUGAGUUACUAGUUGGUACUCCUCCCUAUUAUGCAAAUAAUAGAGAAGAAUUAUUUUAAAAUAUAGAAAAAGGAAGUUUAAAAUUACCUUCUUAUAUAUCAAGUGAUGCUUAAUCAUUAUUGAAAGCACUACUUUAAAGAAACCCUUUAAAAAGAUUAGGAUCAGGUAAAGGUGAUAGUGAAGAAAUAAAAGCUCACCCAUUUUUUAGUAAAAUAAAUUGGGAAGAAGUUGAAAAAAGAAUAAGUACAAAAUUUGAUCCUAAUGUUUUCGAAAAUUCUAACUUUAUUGAAAGUUUUAAAGAAUAUAUACCAGGAUGGUCAUUUGUAGAUUCUACAGCAGAUAUAAACUUUUCUUAAACAAAAUUUUAUUGA